GUGAUGAUCACAUGACUCCCGAGUGUGCACUGUGCUGCAGAAUCUUUCAAAAAGUCCUGGCAGCAUGGAGAUAUCUGAACCCUCCCGCAGUGUCACCCUUAACAAUGGAGUAAUUAUGCCCCUUGUGGGUCUAGGAACUUUCCGUCUCCGUGGAUAUCAAAAUCUCUUUCCGGUUGUGGAUGCUGCCCUGGCUUGCGGUUACCGUUCUUUUGACACUGCCGCCGUCUAUCGCAAUGAAGCAGAUCUGGGCCGUGCUUUAAAAGAACUUCUUCCCCGUCACAAACUAAGUCGUUCAGACAUCUUCAUUACCAGCAAGUUGGCACCUACUGACUUGGGCAAGGGGGCACGGGAGGCCUGUCUACGGAGUUUAGCAGAAUUAGGUUGCGAAUACCUAGAUCUUUAUUUAAUACAUUGGCCUGGCAAACAGGGAUGCCGUAGCGAAGAUACUCGUAAUGUUCAGGCUAGAGCUGAAAGCUGGAAAGCUAUGGAGGAUCUCUAUCAGGAAGGCUUGAUCAAGGCAUUGGGGGUAUCUAACUACACCGAGACACACUUGACACAAUUGCUGUCAUCGUGCAAAGUCCCUCCAGCUGUGUUACAAGUAGAGUUCCACCCACGGCUGCCGCAAACCUCUCUCCUACGCUGGUGUAAGGAACACAAGGUCCAUCUGCAGGCCUACUCUUCUCUAGGCUGUGGGGCUUUGUUGACAAGGGAGGAGGUAAAAAAGGUGGCAAACGCCCAUGGGUGCACACCGUCCCAGGUGUUGCUUAAUUGGGCCCUUGUGCAAGGUGUUGGCGUCAUCCCCAAGACUUCCAGUCCAGAGAGGUUGAAAGAGAACUUCAGAGUGUGGGACUUCCAGCUGAGUAAGGAAGAGAUACUGGAAUUAAUGAGCGAUGGCAAAGAGGAGAGAUAUUGUUGGGAUCCUACAGGAGUGGCUUAAAGGGACAGUCUACACCAAAAUUUUUCUUAUUUAAAAAGAUAGACAAUCCCUUUAUUACCCAUUCCCCAGUUUUGCAAAACCAACACAGUUAUAUUAAUACACUUUUUACCUCUGUGAUUACCUUGUAUCUAAGCCUUUGCAGACAGCCUCCUUAUCUAAGUGCCUUUGACUGACAUGCAGUGUAGUCAAUCAGUGAAGACUCCUAAAUAACUUCACGGGAGUGAGCACAAUGUUAUCUAUAUGACACAUGUGAACUAGCACAGUCUAACUGUGAACUUUCAAAAUGCUCUGAGCUAGGAGGCGGUUUUCAACUGUUUAGAAAUCAGUUUGAGCCUAGCUAGGUUUAGCUUUUCAAAAAUACCACCAAGGGAAAAAAGCAAAUUUGAUGAUAAAAGUAAAUUGGAAAGUUGUUUAAAAUUGCAUGCCCUAUCUGAAUCAUGAAAGUUUAGUUUUGACUAGACUGUCCCUUUAAAGGGGAAGUACAGUCAGAGCAAGCCAUUACUUUAUCAAUUUUCUUUAUUCUUUUGGUAUCAUUUGUUGAACAGAAUACCUAGGUAGGCUCAGGAUCUGUGAUGCACUGCUGGGCACUAGCGGAACACAGUUGAACCAAUUACAAGAGGCUCGUGUGUAGUCUGAGCCUACCUGGGUUUGCUCUUCAACAAUGGAUACCAAAAGAACAAAGCACAUUUGCUAAUAGAAGUAAAAGUUAUUUAAAAGUGCAUGUUCUGCUCUGACGCGUGAAUGUUUAUUUUUUAAUUUACUGCCCCUUUUAAAGGGAAAUUAAAGUCAGGUUUUAUAUUUCACUAAUGCAUCCUGCAUGGUUUAAUUUAAACUAAAUCUGUUGUUUUGUAAACAAAAUACUUCCUACCUUUUUAUGUCAGCACUGUGGCCCCAGGAGCAAACCUAGAGUUGUUAUUGAAGGAGGCACACACAGAUUAGACUGGGGAUGCACAUUCUGCCUUCUGUAUACCCGCACCAGCAUAUACACAGCACUUAUAGGGACAUUGUGCUGAUUAGGGGCGGGGUCUGCUCUCAAUCAGCACUGUGUGAAGUUUAACCUGUUUGCGGAAGUUAAACACAAAGUAGAGCUAGGUCGAUAGUCGUUAAAUUACACUCUCUAACAGAUUAGAUUUUCGACUGUUAUGGUCCUUUGAAUAAAAGCUGAUUAAAGGUAACUUGAUACUAA
Messenger RNA from Bombina bombina (fire-bellied toad), 2123 nucleotides. RefSeq lists its product as uncharacterized. Gene Ontology annotation, molecular function: oxidoreductase activity. The record is from RefSeq and is a predicted model, not a curated record. The transcript has 2 exons. Bases 65 to 937 code for a protein of 290 amino acids. NCBI's taxonomy places the organism in Eukaryota, Metazoa, Chordata, Amphibia, Anura, Bombinatoridae.